GUGCCAGCCAGAGGUCUGGUGUCCUCUCUGAUCCCGCCAUCGUGAGCAUGCAGAAGAACGCCCCUACUGUCGCUACUAACGGUAUGCAGCGUCAACGUGGCUACUACAACAACAACCGUGGUGGUUACGGUAAGGGUUAUGGUAAGGGUUACAACAACUACGGUGGUAAGGGUUAUGGCAAGGGCUACAACUACGGCUAUCGUAAUAGACAUCAGAACAGGAACAGAAGGUCCGGUCCCUCUGGCCCUGUCGGUGAGCUUGUCCCCAACGAGAACCCUGAAGCUAAGGCCGAGGUGAAGGAGGAGUUUGAUCUUGCUGCUUCCGCUGAGAAGUUGGAGAAGCCUGACGAGUCUGCCAUCAGUACUGCUGGUACGACUGUUAGGACUGGCUAUGACAAGACUAAGGGAUUCUUUGAUGAUAUCUCUUGUGAUGCCUUGGAUCGGAACGGUAUCCCUUCGUUCGACCCUACUCGUCGUGAGAAGCUUCGUGAGGCCGACAAGGAGACUUUCGGUUCAAUGGCCCUCCAGCGUAGGCCCUUUGGUGGCAAUGUUAGGCGUAUGAGACCCAACAACAGGAACAGAAGAUAUUAG
Perkinsus marinus ATCC 50983 is the source of this 590-nucleotide messenger RNA. RefSeq lists its product as hypothetical. The annotation marks the transcript as partial. The transcript has a single exon. The record is from RefSeq and is a predicted model, not a curated record. Lineage: Eukaryota; Perkinsozoa; Perkinsida; Perkinsidae.